Molecule: messenger RNA, 1243 nt
Organism: Brassica oleracea var. oleracea
Lineage: Eukaryota; Viridiplantae; Streptophyta; Magnoliopsida; Brassicales; Brassicaceae
Product: RING-H2 finger protein ATL1-like
Exons: 1
Coding region: 140-1243 (367 amino acids)
Biological process (GO): protein ubiquitination
Molecular function (GO): transferase activity
Source: RefSeq, a predicted model, not a curated record
AUUCUUGAUUAGAGAAAGAGAAAGAUCCAAUAGAAAAAUUAUUUGAUUUGUUCAUUUAUUUUCUACUGAGUAUAACCCUAAAGAUCCGACAAGGCUAGAUUUUACAUUUUUUCCUUCUUUUCAUAGAUUUUUUGAGUCAAUGGAUUUAACGGACCGUCGCAACCCUUUCACCAAUCUAGCUUUUCCACCGCCACCGCCACCGCCGCCAUCCACCACAUUCACAAGCCCUCUAUUCCCACGAUCAAGCUCUUCCAGCACUAGCUUUCCUAUUCUUGCCGUCGCAGUGAUCGGAAUCUUAGCUACUUCCUUCUUGCUUGUAAGUUACUACAUCUUCGUGAUCAAAUGCUGUCUUAACUGGCACCAAAUCGACAUCUUCCGCCGCCGAAGAAGAAGCCAAAACCCUCUAAUGAUAUACUCUCCUCAUGAAGUUAACCGAGGUCUGGACGAGUCCGCCAUCAGAGCUAUCCCAAUCUUCAAGUUCAAGAAGAGAGACGUUGUUGGAGGAGAAGAUCAGGAGAAGAGCUCCCAAGAAUGUUCUGUUUGCUUAAACGAGUUUCAAGAAGACGAGAAGCUGAGGAUUAUUCCUAAUUGUUGCCACGUGUUUCACAUUGAUUGCAUUGAUAUUUGGCUUCAGGGCAACGCGAAUUGUCCCUUGUGCAGAACCAGCGUUUCUUGGGACGCAAGUUUCUCUCUUGACCUAAUUUCUGCACCGAGUUCUCCUCCUAGGAAUGGGAAUCAUGGAAACGACGCCGUUCUAGGUGGCGACAAUGAUUUCUUCGUGAUUGAGCUUGGGAGCAAUAAUGGUAAUAACAGGCAAAGCGUGAGAAGCAGAGACUUUCUUGCAGAACAAGAAAGGGCUACCUCGGACGAAGUGUUGAUAAGUCCUUCUCCAAGAAAAUUUGAUCUUCAUGCAAUGCAUAAUAAAAAGAGAGUGUUUCACAAAGUGACGAGUAUGGGAGAUGAAUGCAUCAAUACUCGUGGAAAAGAUAGUCAAUUCAGUGAGAUCCAGCCCAUAAGAAGAUCGAUCUCGAUGGAUUCUUCACUGGAUCGCCAGAUGUACUUGGCUGUUCGAGAGGUGAUUGGCCGGAACACCGGGAAGGCUGUAAUUGUGGCCGGAGACGGUGGAGGUUCUGCGGAAGGUUGUAGCAGUAGUGGUGGUGAUAAUAGCAGAGUGAUGAAGCGAUGUUUCUUCUCUUUUGGAAGUAGUAGAUGUUCUAGAAGUUCCUCAAUAUUGCCUGUUUAG